GGCCAAGGCGCGGGGAGUGCCGGGAAGGCUGUGUUGUCCUCCUGUACUCCCGGAGUUUCCAGCCCGUGCGAGUCGGAGGUGCAUGUUGCAGAAAUGGCGGGCAGUGCCGGGGAAUGGUGCCUGAUGGAAAGUGAUCCCGGAGUUUUCACAGAGCUAAUCAAGGGCUUCGGGUGCAAAGGUGUUCAGGUAGAAGAAAUAUGGAGCCUAGAACCAGAACACUUUGACAAGUUAAAACCAGUCCAUGGCCUCAUCUUCUUAUUCAAGUGGCAGCCAGGAGAAGAACCAGCAGGAUCCAUUGUCCAAGAUUCAAGACUUGAGAAGAUCUUCUUUGCUAAACAAGUUAUCAAUAAUGCCUGUGCCACACAAGCCAUUAUUAGUGUGUUGCUGAAUUGUAUCCAUCCAGAUAUAGAACUAGGAGAAACUCUUGGAGAAUUUAAAGAAUUUUCACAAAGCUUUGAUGCUGCUAUGAAAGGCUUGGCACUGAGCAACUCAGAAGUCAUUCGACAAGUUCACAAUGGCUUUGCCAGGCAGCAGAUGUUUGAGUUUGAUGCUAAGACUGCAGGAAAGGAAGAAGAUGCAUUCCAUUUUGUCAGUUACUUUCCCGUCCAUGGAAGAUUAUAUGAAUUAGAUGGAUUAAGAGAAGGACCGAUUGACUUGGGGCCGUGCAGUCAAGAUGACUGGGUCAGCGCAGUGCGACCAGUCAUAGAGAAGCGAAUACAAAAGGUACGAUGAUAAUGCAAAAAGUAGCUUCAGCAUCCUGGACUAGUGACAAGAAAAGUAGCUACGAUUCUCCCCCCUUGCAUACCAACCACUUUCUAGGCAGGAAAAUUGUAUGUGUGGACAUUGGCAUAAAUGAGAUCUGACCUGGCAUUGCUGCCUUUUGUGGUUAUACUAACCUGAUACUACUCCAACGUAUGAAGAAGGAUCGCUUGAAAGAAAAACAGAAGGUGUCCCUUUCAACAUAAGGGGGAAGAAAAUUCAAAGCAAAGUUAACUUCAUUA
Messenger RNA from Rhincodon typus (whale shark), 1001 nucleotides. It is a transcript of the gene uchl5, whose product is annotated as ubiquitin carboxyl-terminal hydrolase L5. Gene Ontology annotation, cellular component: Ino80 complex; cytoplasm. The coding region runs from base 94 to 732 and encodes 212 amino acids. The transcript is spliced from 8 exons. Gene Ontology annotation, molecular function: proteasome binding; cysteine-type deubiquitinase activity. Gene Ontology annotation, biological process: protein deubiquitination; ubiquitin-dependent protein catabolic process. NCBI's taxonomy places the organism in Eukaryota, Metazoa, Chordata, Chondrichthyes, Orectolobiformes, Rhincodontidae. The record is from RefSeq and is a predicted model, not a curated record.